CGGAGGCGGAAGUUGCCGCCGGGCCUGUGGUGCAGCCUCGGUGGGAGUUGUAGUUCUCGCGCUGACUCUCUUCUUCCCGGGGCUGCUCCAGGCCGUUCGCCGCCUGUGGGGGACGCUGUUUCUCCGUCUGCCGGCCCCGGCCUCGUUGUCUCCAGUGUUGGCGCAUAGGGGAUGGUGGAGAGCGAUGGGUCGUGGUCAUCUUGGCUUUCUCAACCACACCUUUGUUCUUUAUUUCCUUUCUACAGUUGGUUAUGCAUCCUGGUCACUCCAUCCUCUCCGCAUUUCUGGUGUCCUGGGCAACGAGCAACUCAAUUUUAGUCUUUUGUGUCUUUGCCGAGCUCCUUGGCGGUCUUCCUCGUAUCUCUUACUAGCCGCCUGGUGGAGUGCUACUCGUUCUUGGAAGUGGGUUCAGAUGCCAUCUCUCCUGUGGCUUCCUGGAGUCACUCUUUGCAAAGUUUUGCUCUGGUUUCACUGUCGGAUACGUCCUACCUGCUCACAAUUUCUGAUCUGCUUGGGGAGCUUUUGAAAUUUGUUUGGUAGUGAAGGGGAGCAGAAUAUGCCAUCCCAAAAUGCGCCACUUCGAGUUGUCUACUGAACGCCAAGCCCAGAAUGACUCCAGACCACAGCCAAAAGCUUCUUCCAGGUCCCUUCUCUCUUGCCAUGUGGCAGUAGCUUUUGGGCUUCUGAGUGCCCUUCUGGCAAGUUUGCUGCUAUUCCAGUGGACUCUGUGCCAGGGUUCCAAGUACUCCACUUGUGCCCGCUGUCCUAGCUGCCCAGACCUCUGGAUUAGGUAUGGUGACCAUUGUUAUUACUUCUCAGUGGAGACAAAGAACUGGACUUCUAGUCUGAAAUUCUGCUUAGGCAAAGACUCACAUCUCCUCAUGUUUACAGACAAGCAGGAAAUGAACCUGCUCAAAAGUUUCCUCAAUGAGAAAUUUUACUGGAUUGGUCUGAGGAACAAUUCUGGCUGGAGGUGGGAAGAUGGAUCAACUCUAAACUUCUCAAGGAUUCUUUCAAACAGCUUGGUACAGAAGUGUGGUGCCAUCAGCGGAAAUGGUCUCCAAGCCUCUAGCUGCGAAGCUCCUUUACAUUGGGUCUGUAAGAAGGUCAGACUUUGACGGAUGGUCAGAUCUGUCAUAUGACUCCCUUAAAAGGGGGAGCUGGCCUCUGGGUGUUGGGAUAGCCAUGAGUACAUAUAUAUAUAUAUAGUGAAUGCUGAACCUUUGAGGAUACGGCAUUAGAUGCAAGAUUAAAUGCAGCUUCCCCAGGGUUGAUGGUUUAUUGGUGGACUUUGAGAGUAUUUAGAUAUUAUCUUAACAAUUUAAAAACCAGAUCUAGGCAAAUUUGUGAAAUAGAUAAAGUUUUUUUUAGUAUUUUUCACUCUAGUGACUAAUGCUGCUUCCUUCAUCCUCACCCCCACCAUCUAGUCAAAAAUAUACCUUUUAUAUGCUAUAUUCUGAGCUGAUCUAAUGAAAUCUGUGCAAAUAUAUACUAUUGCUAAUGUAGCAGAGGGUUUUUAUGUGCAUUAAUGGGUUGACAUGUUACUUUUCUCUGAUAAUAUAUUUUUAUCCUAACAGUGGCCCUUUGCAGAUAAAGCAUUAUUCUAAAGAAUAAUGCUAAUGGUGAGAAAAUAAAUUAUGAAAGUGGAUGAGAGCAGGGUGAUGCUGUCUGGUCUUCAGCUCUUCACACUUACUUAAGACCUGGCCUUGACUGAAUUUAGUUUUUCUGAAUAUGCGUAGAUGUGGUUGAAUGAAACAAUGUGUGACUAUAUUUUUUCCAUGUUGUGAACAUGUGAUUUGCAUGUUGAUUUUACAAUAGUGGUCUCUUUGACAAGGCAUUUUUGUAGAGGAAAAUUUACGGAAGCAGUUUAUGUGGUUGAUUCUCAAAUUAUUUUAGGCACUAAUGCCUCAAAAAUGAGAAAAACUUAUUAUUUUUCUUUAGUAGGAUUUGGACAUAGAUAAGGAGGGAAGAUGUUGUUUAAACAUAUUGGAGGGAGUAAUGAAAGGGACCAUACUUCUUACUGUUGUUGACGCUGGAUUGUAGUCUGUUUACUUGUCUUUCUCUUUCGUAGUUUUUAAGGACGUGGACUGUAUCUUAUCCACCAUUGUAUCUCAGACACCUAAAAUAGUGCUUGUAUCAAUGAAUAUUAAAUAAAUG
This is a messenger RNA of Equus quagga, 2157 nucleotides long. It is a transcript of the gene KLRG1, whose product is annotated as killer cell lectin like receptor G1. The coding region runs from base 570 to 1118 and encodes 182 amino acids. The record is from RefSeq and is a predicted model, not a curated record. The transcript is spliced from 8 exons. NCBI's taxonomy places the organism in Eukaryota, Metazoa, Chordata, Mammalia, Perissodactyla, Equidae.